ACCGGCAAGGGUUUAUUCAAACCCAUUUCAAACUUCAUUCCGUAUUUUGCCAAGCUCUUCUCCCCUCUUCAACCUUCGAUCUCUGUCGCUCCCCUUGCUUGAACCGUGUACUUGAAAGGUUCCAUCAUCUCCAUCAAAGCACUUCACAACCCCAUUCUCAGAAUUGAAACCUAGAGUGAGAAUGAAGAACAGAAAGAGGUCUCAUGCUUCUAGUGAGGAUGUCGGGGCUACUGAGGAUAGACACCGGCGGUUACAUGCUUCUAGCCGGCGCGACGAUCAUGCUGCAACCUCUCAGGCGGUGGAGGCUUCAGCUCCAGUUGUUUCUCCGCCGUCUCCCAUGAUUGAGGUUCCUCUGGUUGAUUAUCCGCCGUCUCCCACGGUUGAGAUACCUACAGUUGUUUCUCCGCCCUCUCCCAUGGUUGAGUCAUCAGGCGAGGAGUCCUCAGGCGAGGAGUCUUCCGGCGAGGAGUCAUCAGGCGAGGCCUCAUCCGGCAUGGGAGGAUCUGACGAGGAUAGUAUUCCUCCGCCUACUGUUGAUGCUGAUGUCCUGCCGCCAGAGCAGGGGGAGCAGGGGGCACAGGGUGGCGAGGAGGACCUGAUCCAGAGGUUGCCGCCGUUUCCGGGGGGGCCUAUUGAGCUAUCGCUCCUCACCCAUUAUGCUGAUCACAAGGCUCCCUAGG
This is a messenger RNA of Lotus japonicus, 680 nucleotides long. Its product is annotated as proline-rich receptor-like protein kinase PERK12. Bases 182 to 679 code for a protein of 165 amino acids. The record is from RefSeq and is a predicted model, not a curated record. Lineage: Eukaryota; Viridiplantae; Streptophyta; Magnoliopsida; Fabales; Fabaceae. The transcript has 2 exons.